Messenger RNA from Chroicocephalus ridibundus (black-headed gull), 14360 nucleotides. It is a transcript of the gene SPAG6, whose product is annotated as sperm associated antigen 6. Gene Ontology annotation, molecular function: microtubule binding. Gene Ontology annotation, biological process: epithelial cilium movement involved in extracellular fluid movement; sperm axoneme assembly; neuron projection extension. Bases 170 to 1657 code for a protein of 495 amino acids. The transcript has 12 exons. The record is from RefSeq and is a predicted model, not a curated record. NCBI's taxonomy places the organism in Eukaryota, Metazoa, Chordata, Aves, Charadriiformes, Laridae. Gene Ontology annotation, cellular component: sperm principal piece; acrosomal vesicle; axoneme.
CCGCCGCCAUGAGCCAGAGGCAGGUUUUGCAAGUUUUCGAGCAGUACCAGCGCGCCCGGACGCAGUUCGUGCAGGCGGUGGCCGAGCUCGCCGCCCGGCCGCAGAACAUCGAGACCCUCCAAAACGCAGAAGUGUUUUGUACCUAUGCAAAGUGGGCAGAAACAUUGCUAUGCAUCAGCAGUGCUAUCCAAGUGCCGACUUCGUUUCAGAGGAACACCUGGAUUUCCUACAAGUUCUUAGUACCUGGAAGAGUGUACUGUCUUUGCUGAGACCUCUUUUGCUGGAUGUCGUCCCAACUAUUCAACAGACUGCUGCUUUGGCUCUUGGGAGACUUGCCAAUUAUAACGAUGCCCUGGCAGAGGCAGUCGUGAAGGGAAACAUUCUUCCACAUCUCGUGUGUUCAUUGUCUGAGCAGAAUCGUUUCUACAAGAAAGCAGCUGCAUUUGUGCUGAGAGCAGUUGGUAAACAUUCUCCACAGCUAGCUCAGGCAAUAGUUCAGUGUGGAGCACUGGAAAUGCUUGUGAUUUGUUUGGAAGAUUUUGACCCUGGAGUCAAAGAAGCUGCAUCUUGGGCACUAGGGUAUAUUGCCCAGCACAAUUCAGAACUGUCACAAGCUGUGGUGGAUGCAGGAGCUGUUCCUCUUUUAGUGCUCUGUAUCCAGGAGCCAGAAAUUGCUUUGAAAAGGAUUGCUGCUUCAACUCUCAGUGAUAUUUCAAAGCAUUCUCCAGAGUUAGCACAGACAGUAGUGGAUGCAGGAGCUAUCGCUCACUUAGCUCAGAUGAUCCUGAACCCUGAUGCUAAACUGAAGCGUCAGGUGCUGUCAGCUCUAAGCCAAAUAGCAAAGCAUUCCGUGGAUCUUGCAGAGUUGGUGGUUGAAGCAGAAAUUUUCCCAGUUGUGCUCACAUGCCUGAAGGACUCAGAUGAAUAUGUCAAGAAAAAUGGUGCAACUUUAAUUAGAGAGAUAGCAAAGCAUACGCCUGAGCUUUCACAGCUUAUAGUAAAUGCAGGUGGAGUUGCUGCUGUGAUUGAUUGUAUUGGCAGCUGCAGAGGGACUGUCAGACUGCCUGGCAUCAUGAUGCUUGGUUACGUAGCAGCUCAUUCGGAGAACCUGUCAAUGGCAGUGAUUGUCUCCAAGGGAAUACCACCACUGUGUGCCUGUUUGAUAGAAGAACACGAAGAUCAUAUUAAGGCAGCAGCUGCUUGGGCCUUGGGACAGGUUGGAAGACAUACUCCUGAGCACGCACGGGCUGUUGCAGUAGCAAACGUGCUACCUACGCUCCUUGCUAUGUAUAUGGACACACGCAGUUCAGAAGAUCUUCAAAUGAAAACCAAAAGAGCCUUAAAGAGCAUCCUUCAGAAAUGCACGUAUCUCCCAGCACUUGAACCAUUGCUGCAUGAUGCCCCUCCCAAUAUUAUGAAACAUAUUGUUGGGCAGUUUAGUAAGGUGUUACCACAUGACAGUAAAGCACGUCGUCUCUUUGUAACAACUGGCGGACUUAAAAAGGUCCAAGAAAUAAAAGCAGAACCUGGGUCACUUCUUCAGGAAUAUAUCAACACUAUUAACAGUUGCUAUCCAGAGGAAAUAGUAAGGUAUUAUUCCCCUGGAUAUUCUGAGAUACUUCUGGAAAGGGUGGAAAAUUACCAUCCAGUUUUAUAAACUUCAAUUUUUUAUUAGAGCUGUAUUUCACAUUUAUGCCUUUAUGACUGCAAUACAAAUACAGCUGUUGAAACUCUUGAUUCUGAAAUCUCCUUCUACUGAUUGAGCUACUGAAAGAACUCAGCAAUUCCAGCAAGCUGUAUUUUGUUCUUUAUAAACUUGUUUGUUGAUAAGUUUUUGUUCCUUUUUGUUUUUCUCUAACAUUACUACCAGAUAUUGCAGCAUAUAUGAAUGGAAUUUCAUGCAGGGGUGAUGAUUUAUCACAGAGGCUUUUUUAGAAUCAGUCAUUUCCUUUUCCUUCCACAAGAAAGGUCUGUUGUUAUCUCAUUCAAAUUUUAGCCUUCACAGUACUGUAACCAUUUUCCCCUUUUGCCUUUGCAUAUUGUUUAGAGCUUCCCAAGCUUGAUGAGGGGGAAAAAUCUGGCCCCUGUGCUUUUUCUAAUUAUGAAAUCCAUUCUGCACUGAGAUAUCUCCUACUGCUACCUUUCAGAAAGUAAUGCAAUGUGAUUUUUGCAUCUCCAAAGAUGUGAGUAGCUGCUAAAUAAAGAAAUAAUCAGAUUUGAUGAUGAUAAAAGGUCUGAAUUCUGCAUGAUAGUGUGGUGGUCCUGGUGUGGUAGAUAAUACAUCUUCUGCAAAAGUCCUCCUAAUUAAGGCAGGAUUUUCUGUGGAGGGAAGGAGCAACACACUGUUCGGUGUAUGCAUCGUUGUUCCUCUUGGAAAGAACGGAGUGAACGUAGAACUUCCACAAGCACAAAGGGAAGGACCCUGGGAGGUUCGGCUCCAUUUGGGUCAGCAGCAAAUUUGUGUGGCUCAGAAGAGGGGAGAAUUGCUUGGCUGCAGGAACACUGUUAGCAAAGUUCUGAGCACAUUCAGAGAAAACCCGAGGAUACUUAAGUCCCACUGGUUUGAGUGAUGGGACUAAGGCUGCUCAGUAUUUAUUCUUGAAGAGCUGAAAUUGCUGCAGAAUUGAGUUGAAACACACUUGGAACUUAGUCUUGAAGUUGCAGAUCGCAUUGAUGUGGAGGUUAUUGGAGAUAUGAGCUCUUGCCUGUCUGUCGAUUAUCCUGGAAAUAUUUUUGCCUUCUUAUGUAAAGUAAAAAGACUUUUACAUUCUGCUUGCUCCUCUGGUGUACUGUAGCAGCAGGGAGCAGCGUACAACCUGUUAGUAUCCCCUAAUAGGUAACUGUCAUUUACCAUUUUUUGUUCUUCUAACCUUUUUUCUUUUCCUUGUAUGCAGCAGUUUUGUGUGGUGUGUUUUUUUCUUUUUUUUCUUUUUUUUUUUUUUUUCCCCAAAGAGUAAUAAACAGUGUUUCUGGAACGGGAUGUUGAAAUACUGGCAGCCACAAGGAAAGACAAUAUUUGAAAACCCCCGCAGGAGAGAAACUUGUCUACUUUCUUAAACAUAUUAACUGAAUGAGUUUAUAAAACAGGGAUAGUCUCUUCUAUUACUCGUAAAACAGGAGCAAAGACUUAUUGCAGUUGGAAAUGAUUUAGAGUGGCUUUUCUCUGCCAAAUUCCAAAAGACUAUUUGCUUUUGUUCUUGUCAGCAUAUUUUUCAACAGUUCACAAAAACAUUGAUGGGCUAUCUCGUGUUAAGGUUUAAUUCUACAGAGGGCUGUGCUCCUGCUGUGAGGUACUUGGUGCUCUCAGACUCUGCUCUUCAGGAGGAGCAGGGAAUGCACGGUGCCUUGCUGUAGGGCGCCUAACUGAGAUGGAAACUGUUGGUGUCAUGAAUGCUGGUAUGGAAAACACACCAGCUGGGUUCUUUCCUUAGCCCACAUCAGAGUGAAAAGCCUUGGAACAGACUAACUUCUACCAAAUGCCUUUUUGUUAUUGGUGUUUGUAUUCUGACAUUAUUAAUGCUAGGAAACUAGUGGAAAAACAUUAGGUCUAUUAAAAAGAUUGAUGUAAUACUCAAUAAUUUUCUCACAUGCUUUAUGGGUAUUUAAAAAUCAAAUCUUGUAUAAUCUCUAAAAGAAGAUGUAGCGGAAGGGCUUCCGGACAGUCUUGAAGGAGCUGAAGCCUUUAUUUUCCCUAAUGGAACAGAAAUGGUGCAGAGGGCUGAACGCGGUUGCAGUGCAGAUGAGAGGCAGGGUAGGCAUGGAGCUGCAUACCCAUAGCUGCAUCAUGUGCUCGGGAGCACACCCACACCACACAAUGCUGAUGUAUAUGUUUUGUGCGGAGAGAGCAAAGAGGCUUCAGUCCCCUGACAAAUGUGCUCCUGCUGUGUCACACUGUGCUACACUGUAAGGAUUCCACAGGGUUAAAUUUCAAUGCCUAAACAAUUUGUUCACAGUCUUUUCACAGUCUUUUUCUGAUUCCUGACAAAGGAAAUGAUUGCACAAGGCAAACCUUCAAAGAGAUCUGAUUGUGCAGAGCACAAUCUAAAUCAGACCUAGCAUAAAUACAGCUAGGCAGUUCUGUCCUAGGCCAGGGGCUGCUCGGCCUCUUGUCACAGGACUCUCCUGGACGGUGCCACAUCCCAUUAGGCUGUGGCAGUGCAAAGUCUUCUCCCACGUACUUUGAGACCCCCUCAGCUCUCCUUUGCUGGCAGGCUGCUUCCCUGCAUUGUACGUACACCUUGUGGCUGGAGGCUUCCCUGGAGGUGAGUACCUGCACAAGGCAGAUCUAGCCCUUUACAGCAGAAUUAUUGCUAAUUUGUAUUUUAGGUUUACAUUACUAGGGCAAGAGUUUCUUUUCACUUGCUGUGUUUCACAAGCUCUGACGUACAGAGCUCUCAUUUGGCUUAAGUCAUCAUCUAAAACUAUAUUAAUGUUUGCAAUUGCUACUCUGGCAGGCUUCAAGUGUGUAUCGUUUGUCUCAAUUUCAUAGAAUAAAAUGUAGAUUUGCAUUUUAAUUCAUUGUGUAAAUGCUAUUUUCAUGCUAGUUUGUGACUGUGAUGCUAGAGAAGAUGAAGAACAGGCUCAUUUUGCAGCUUGAGCCUGACACCACCUUUGGAUAUUUGUCUCAGUUUACCACUCAACAGUGCCUACUUCUGAGCUUAGGACAUACAAGCAUUUCAAGUAAGAGUCCCUCUCACGGAGGUGGCUUAUUAAGACACACAAAGAAAAUUAAGCCAGUGCUUUGGCAGAAAUGAAUGUAAGCGGAGACAGCCCUUAAAUCAUUUUGCCAGUUCCUUUGACUGCAGCAUUGGGACUUUUCAAACCAAGUUUUUAAAGAUCUUCUCUGGGGGCCCGAGCCGUGAUUUUUGUCUACAUUACUACAGCCAUUAUUACAUCUACAGAUGUAAACCAGGGACUUGAAAGAACAUGUGGAUGUGUAAAACUUUACCAUAUUUCAUUCAGUGGAUGGAUUAACUGGCCUACAAAAGCUCCAUUCUUUAUCUGAAUGACUGGAAACCAAGAGGAUCUGAAAAGGGGAAAUUCAAGGAGUUCAACUCUUGUGCAUAUAAUAUGUUCUGCAUUUCCAGAGGGAUUUACCAAGGGAUUGCUUUGUCUCAUCUGAAGUGAUCAAUCUGCUGGAGAUCUGCAUCUUAACAAACAAAUGAACAAAAUGUUGAAGGAGCUGAAUGGGACUGGUGAAGGAAGAAAGAAUCUCAUUUUGUGAAGUAAAGCAUAAAGUUACUGUAAUUAGGAAGUGGAUGGACUGUGUGUAGAUCCUCAUUGUUCUUGAUUUGGUGUACGAGGUUAUGAAUUGGUUUGGCCAAAAGGGAGUUUUAAGGCAUGGAGGAUGCCAUGGGAUAGCCUUUAGCUUCUGGUGUAAAUUGGAGUCCUCUGAUUUCUGGGCGUUAGGGGUGGCUGACUAUUGUCCCUUCAGGUGGGGAAUCUGUGAAAGCAUACUUGCCUCAGUGUCUUCCUUAAUGGCUGCUUGGUGUCCAGUACCUCGGUUGUUAUGAGUUUUAGAUCUCACUGUGUGACUAGGCUAGAAAGGAAAUAUGGGGUAGCACUAGAUUGUUCCACUUCUUGCACUGACAUAGGAAAGGACCAUUUUUAUGGUCUUGGAUAAUUAUUACAAAUCCCUAUGUAUCAUCAUCUUCAGCUGUGAAGUAUCUGUUACGCUCCUCUGUUAACUUGCAGAAGUGCUGGGAAAAUUAAAUUCAUAUGAGAGGCUGUUGCAGCAGAACUUAAGUUCUUUAUAACUAAUACCAUAUUCACCUAAGAAAUCUUUGAGAUGCUGAUUUUUAGAAUCUGAGUUGAACUAAAAACUAGUGGAUUUUGUGAGUUGCCUCAUCUGACACAAUUUGAAGGGAUCUUAGAGAAACAGCAAAUUACAAUGUCUCUCAUGACUAUACUAAAACUAUUGAUGUCAUUUUUGUAUAAUACUUAACUGUUAAUAUUGAUGCUACUAUGCUGUAUUCUGCAGUCAGCUCUAUAAUUUAGCUAGUGAAAAUACUAAUUACGUUAUUACCACUGUACUGUAUUUCUAGAUACUGCACAAAAGAUUGAAUUAGAAAAUACAUAUAAGCAAUACUAAAGCAUAUUUUGAUGAUGAGAAUGCCUUUUAAACCAGGAAAUGGUAUUGUGCUGCCUUUCACAAGAAGUUACUCUUGUGAAAGAGUAGUUUGUGUUCCCUCCCACCCAGAGGUCCGGUCACGAGGCUCGCCCAGUGCUCAGUGAAGUGCUGAGGACCAUGACUGCUGAGGAGGCUCAGUGAAGUGCUGAGGACCAUGGUCUACUGUCUGUAGCAGAAACCGGUUGUGUUCACUAUCGUGCAUCAGCAAGCUAUGGAGGGGAACAAUGCGAGUGUCUUCUUAAAAAUAUGCUUGUUCCUACUAGCUCCUACCUCCAAACUGAGUUAAAGAAUAGGUACCCAGAUUAACUUUAGCUGUUCUGUAUUUUGUUCCUUUUAUAACAAAAGUUAAAUGUUGAAAGGGGGGAAAGUGUGUUCAUGUCUUUCUUUAAAACAGUUCUUGCUUAUUUUUUGUGUCGAAAUCAGCAACAAAACAUAAUCUUGUGGCAAGAUCUGUGCCCUUUGCUCUCAAGGAAAAUUUUGUCUUCACUGGUACAGACUAGCGAUGUGUUUUAUACUUGUCCUAUUUAUAAUUAGGUCUGAUGGCCUCUCUACAUGUUUACCUUUCAAUAUUUGGUCACUGUUAAAGCCAUUAUCAACCUAAAAGGUCGUAUUACUACCAAGAUUCAGCCUUUGUUGCCCCAUAGUGCUAUAAAUUAUAUUACAAUCUAUUCUUAAAAAUUAAUAAUAUGCAACAUAGAGGUCUGAUGGAUUCAUGUUAAUGAGAACACUGAAGCUUCAUUGACUUGCAAUAUCAUUAGAGCUCUGAGACAGGUUUAUAGCCUUGUGCAAAGUAUAUUUGUGUUGGUUUAGACACAGUAUUUAUUUGGUCACACCCACCCAAAUGUUUCCUUACUAAAUUAAAAUAAAUGCUGGUUAGUUCAAUGAGCUACAAAGAUAUAUAGCGUAAUUUCAGGUUCUCAAGUCACAGAAAAUAAGCCUCAACAAUGGAAAUCAGUAGAGGAUCAAAAAUGAUGGAUAUACUAGAGUGAACAUGAACAAAGAGGGAAGGGAGUUUAGUGACUUGGGUGAAGUUAAUUUUUUAUAACUCAAGCAAUGUAUAAAAUUUGGAAAGAACAGCUCCCAUUUGCAGUCUGCUCAGAUCUUUAUGUAACCCCUUCCUCUAUACACAUACAUGCACACUUGCAAGCAUGGUCAACCAAAAAUGUAAUUGUAAUGAUUUCUGUCUUUGCUUUCACAAGGCUUGCCUCUGUAAAGCAUCUUUAGUGGCUGGAGGAGAGCAGGUCGUUAGCAGGUCCCCUGCUCACUAAUGCCAGCUUUAUGGUACUAAUUUCUAUUAGCUUAAGGUCAGCAGCACCAACCUGAUUUCCAUUGCAGUGAGAAUCCGGCACUGGAUCUGCCUCACCUGUACUCCUUUGUGCUCUGAACAGCUCUGCUUCUUGCUGGAAACAAAGCAGAAGUGAUAAAAUGACUUUCUUUUGUUCUUCCCCAACGGUGCUUCAAAUGAGGGAAUGGCAGGAAAAUCUUUCAGGAGCUUUUGGGGAAUGGCUCGUGCUCUGUGUUGGAGACUGAAUCCCCAGCUGUGCAGGGCAUGAAAUAGAAAGGGAGAUGAGAAGAAUCGGUAACAUACUGGUGUUGCAGCUAUUGCCUGCUUUUGGAAAUGAAUAUGUAAGGGAGCUUCAAGUUUUCUAUCUCCUUUCAUGAGUAAUACCUCCUUGCUGUAGCCAUCUCCGAGUUUGGUCUUGGGGCUUGUUGUCUCUGCCUCCUGCUUUGGAGCCAGGCGGAUGCAUCAGUCGGUGGCACAGUGGCAGUGCUGCUUGUGCCAGCCUAGCUGUGGAUCAUGAUUCCUAUGGACAUUUUUGUUUUAUGGGAACGGAGAGGAGGAUAACUCCAGUGAUUCUAUAAACAGUUUGUCAAUAGGAAACUUCCUUGCUUUCAGUCACUCCAAAGCAAAUCCUACGCCAGCUUACCUGUGAAGACUACAAGGACUUGGAGCACACCGGAGACAAGGAAAUUUGGCAGAGGGAGGCUGGGCAGGGUUCAAGGAGAGCAGGCCUUGUGCCUCCGCUGCUUGCACGACAUCACAGUCAGAGAGAUGGAGCUGAAAUCAGUCUGUCCUUAAUUGCAUGUUUUAAGAUGCCACUCUGCCCUGGAAAAUGCCCUAGAAAAGGUGAAGUACAGCAUAUACCCAUAGGGCUGAGGGGAAUUAUAGAUUCCUCUCCCUUCCUCCAUCCCAUGUCCAUCUGGCAGCAGUGCACCGGCCUUACCUGGCUGGGCCUGGCACAGGGAGGGCUUCCACCUCCUCAGGAUACCCCAGGGGUGUCCUUCGUUAGUGCUCUGAAGUUGAAAACUGCUACGAGUGCAAAGUGUUACUACUGUUUACUGAUGUGAUCAAUGCGUGGCUGACCUUACCUCAUUUUCUUGUGGUAAUUCCCUUGGUUAAAGUGGAGAAAAUGAACUGUUUUGAUGACAGUGUUUUAAGAAGCUGCCAUUUCAGAAGCUGCAGCUAUGCCUGUGAUGCAUCGCCCUGUCCGACGGCAAGGGUGGAAACUUGGCUUCCUCUCUGAGGUGCAGAGCUCCAGUUUGGACCAUGUCCCCAUAUUUAUUUAUCUUUUUAUAUCAGAAAUGGCCCACUAGUAACAAAAUCUGUUAAAAUUUUUGCCACUGACUCGAAUUAUGAUGAGGCCACGAAUCAUUAUUUUAGGCCUAGCCCUUCCCCCUCCAAGUGUUUUUUAAAAUCCUGAUUUUGUGUUUAUGCUAAUGUAGUUGUGCAAUGGGAAUGUUUGGUAAAAUUGCUGUUUAAUUUAUAAUAGAAGAGUACUUUUGCAGCUGUUUUAUAGCAGUUUAACUACUCUGACCUAAAUGACUGUUCUUAAGAGAUUGAAAAGUAAUUGAAAAGGUGAAAAAGUCCAGGACUGUCCUCUCUUAUUUUUUUUUGCAUUUUGUGUAUUUCUUUUUUAUUACAUCUUUGAAACAACUUUAUAAACAAUUUGAGUUCCUCUGCAUAAUUCAGAUCAGAGAGGAAAGAAUGCCAGUUUACUGGGACUUGUUUGCUGACCACCUGAGAAAAAUGAGUUUUUCAUCCUCUUGAAUAUCAUCUGGAGUUAUAAUAAAAUGUGCUUUCAGCUGGAUUCCUUCUGUAUGAAAAUAGACAGAGCUACAUCACUGCACACCUAAAGGAAGGACACAGGACUACAAAAGCAAUCUGAAAUCUGGAUUUUUUCCUGCUCCUCAGAGACCACAAGUAAUUUUCUGUAAUCUUAAUGGAAAUUAUUUGAAUCUUGAAGGAGAGAUAUACCCCUCCCUUCCCCUCAACCUGGGUAGUUCUGAGCUAGAGAUCCUUUUAAUACACAGCUAAGUUGCCUGUCGGGAUCAUUAUGUGAAACCGCCUAGCAAUAGCUAUUGAAGGAACUGCAAAAAUUCACAAAACUGAAAGGUAAUUUGGAAAAAUUCACUAGUAAACUAGUAAGCAACUAAAACUUCAGCUGAGCGUUCAUUCCAAUCUGUUGCAGAUGAAUGAAAUGUGGUGCUAGUGUGUUGGAGUCCUGGGGUGACAGACACAUGAAGAAUACAUAAAAGAUGGAUAUUACUUAACCAGUGCUGCAGACAGGCCGUCCUGCUUGUCUGGGGAGCUCAUCCUGAAAACCCUUAGCCAGGCAAAAGCUUUUGUUGAUUUGAGGGUGACUGUGCACUGAAGGAAGGUUCCCGGGCCCGGGCAUAUGGCAGUCAGAUGACAGCGGCGCAGCUCCCGAGUUGUGCUCUGGACUGGUGGAAUGGUUAGAUGACAAAACUCUGCAACUUCACACAAGCACGCUGUAAUUUGAAGCCGUUCUGCAGGGAAACCGUAGGCAGCAAGUACAAUUUCUAAGCCUGAUAUAAAUUCCAUCCUGUUUAACUGCCAUCAGUUCUACUGCUGCAGAUUAGCAAACCAAGUGAAAGAACAAAGCAAUGGGGAGAUUUGAUCUGGCUUCAUAAUGCAGUUGAAGAACUCCUCAUUAGGAGAGCAGUUCCAUAGCCUCAAAAGCACAGCACUGAGGUCUUCGCUGUCUUCUGUUGCCGUAUCGUUGUGUCCCGAGCGGGCAGCCCGUCCAUUUCUUUCCUUCAUUUUUUCCUGCUGAAUGAAAUAGUGGUUCAGUCACUUUCUUCUGGAAUUCCUACAUCUUGUCUCUGUGUCUUUUUGUUUUAUAAUUCAUUCAUUUGCUUUAACUGAAAUUCACUGAUGCACGUAUCUCAUACGUGACUUUAUCUGUGGAAGAAAUGCAAGAAUUUCUCCUUUAACUCCUUCCGAUGCUUUUCCAGGCCUCAGGUACUCCCUCUGUCCCUUGCUUCCAGGUUGUCAUGCGCUCAAGUAAUUCGUCCUGUGUUUUUGUUUAUUUGUCUAAUUACUCUUCACAUCUCCUUUAGCCCUUCUAAAUUACCACUCCACACAUUGCUUGUCAUAGUUCACACUCCUUUUGUUUGACUUCACUUUUUCCAAGGGUAGUUGCUGAGUCUUGGCAGAAUUGCUGUGUCUCACCAACAGCUGUUUUUUGCUGUGACAAUAGGCUGAUGUAUGCCUCAAAAGCGAACACACAGGCAUGCAUAUUAAAUGCUUACAGUGUGGUGACAAGCACAACCAAUUUUUUAAAACCCUUUAAAAAAAAUUAAGGUGGAGAUUAAAAAUGUGAAAUAAUUGAAAAGAAACAUUCCCAAACUGAGGAGCAGGCAUGCUUGACAUGAGCCACACAGUAUCAGCUGUGAGGAAGAUCUCGAGGAAGAUCUCUUGCAGUGAGAGACUUCAAGGGGAGAGAAAAACACCAUGGCCCCCACGAUGUCCUGCAUGUAGGUAAUGUAGCAUCUGGGUGCCUGCACAAUUUCUGCUGGGUUGUAUCCCAGUAAAGGGAUCACGGAGCAAAUGCAGCUCUACUCACCCAGCAAGACAGGGUGUUCUUAUUUUACAGAAUUAAUUUAUUGCUUCAAAUAAACUGAUUUACCAGACAACUAUGUCAUGAUCACUCUGAGCAUGUAUGUUAACAACAGGUUUGUUUCAAAGCUGCGUGGAGUUUGCUACUGCCUUCAUCCUUCUAUCUUCUCUCUGUAUCUUUCCUCCACCUUUCCAUUACUUUUUCCCGUUAAUGCGUGAUGCGUGCUAUAAGGUAUGCCUGUUGGUGAGUAUUACUUUCACCAGCUUUUCUUUGCAGUAGGACAUCUAUAAAUGGCAGACAGCAUCAUUCCUAAUUACAUGUUGCCCCCAGAUGCUCCAUGGGCGAUGCUGAUGGAUUGCUGUGUGGGUGGUGUUGAAGGGGCUGGGGGAGGAGGAGCUGGGAUGCAGCUCCUCUAAGUGGUAGCAGAGGUCUCUCUUUGGCCUGGGAUCAUCAGUCCUCCCUCAGCAAAGGGAGCUCAUGAGAUCCUGCAUCUGGGCAUUGGAAAAGGGGACGUAAUGCAGGGCAGGCUUCGGGGUACAACCCAAACAAACGGGGAAGCAGGAGGAGCUGGGAGAGACAGAGAAUUUACCCCUUACCUAUCGCUGCAGAAACCACACAGCACGGAGGGCUGACAGGCUGCACAAGCUGCUAGGUCAUGCUUUCUUGAUUUCAGUUCCCCCCAGCCCCUGGUUCUGUGCCGGGGGGUGUCAGCGCUGUGAGACAGAGCUGCGCCGCAGCGGUUGGAGGGCAUCUGCCCUGCGGCUGCGGGGGCUCAGAUCCAUUUCCUUAAUGGUAUUCCUGACAGUGACCUUCUGCGUGGAUUAAGAUAUCCCUGUCGUGGCUGAGGGCAGACUGUGCUUUGGAACUGAAUCAGGCCAUUUUUGGCUACCAAAAGGGUGGCUGUGGAGCUGGCAGACCGAGCCACUGACUUCCACCAGCUGCCUGCUCCAAGGAGGUGGGUAGAGCAGAGGCAGGAGCCAGCACCAUCAGACCCUGCCUUUAAAAGAGACAGCACGUCCAGCACAGGGAGGGACACGCCUGCACCAGCAGACUGAGGAGGAAGAAUGGAAAGCUGAGUGAUCCCGGACCUUAAAAGGAUGCUCUUCAAACCCCAGAGAAAUCCAAGGAAAGACGAGGAGGUGAAAGCAGGGAUUUCCAGUCAAGUGUUUGUCAUUUUUGCGCAGACUUUUACUCUUCAAGGGCUGCUAAUGGAGAAGGAGGAAGUGAGAGAGUGCACGUGUGCGAAAGCGCAUCUGCAAAUUCUGUUUCCUUCUCUCUUUAACUGUCCUGCGGUCCUUGAAGAGUUUUAUAUUUAGCAUGCCUAGCAGGUGAGCUACUAGGAAGGCAUGGAGGGAGGCAGGCAGUACUGGUUUUGGGGGCUGAAGCAGUUGGACUCCAUGGGUUUUUACAUCGCAAGCUUAGUGCCAGGCUGGGAAUCCACCCCGUCAGAGUGUGCACUGGAACUAGGAAGUGUCUUGGGACGGUGCGCAGAAGGGUAUUUAAGAACGUAAGACAUUAACUGCUGCAUCAGCCCAAUCGUACAGCCAGACCAGAGUCUGUCGCCAGCGGUGGCAGGAGGCAGUGCUGCCUACAGAGAGCGGGUGAGCCUGGUCACGUCCUGCCACCCGUCUGCUCUGUACUCCCCCAGCAGCCCCAGCUGUUGGAUUUGCAUGUUAGAGACUCAUCACUGCCUAACCCUUCUAGUCUCCGCUUACCGAGCCAGUGCCCACUCACGCAAUUUUGUGAAGUCCUUCUAGGGUUAUUCGCCUGAAAGAGCUUAGGGUCACAUACAAAUUUGAGGACUUCAUUGGCUGCUCCCCUCUUCAGGUACUCACUGAAAAUGCUGAGUAAAGCCAGUUCCACCAUCAAUCCCACAACAGGGAGACCUUGCUGAUGCCUGUUCUCCACCCUUAAAAGCCUUUUCCUUUUCUUCAUGUUCCGUGUCAAAUUUUCCACCCGUAAGAACCUUUCCUCCCGCCGUGUGGCAAGUUAGUUUCUCUGAUACCCUUUGGUGUGGAACCUCAUCAAAAGUUUUUUCAAAAUUGGACUGUUCUGUGUCUGCUGGAGCUGCUCUCCAUCUUUACCAGUGCACUCCAAGGACGGCGGUGGGUUGGUGAGGCAGGGUUUCUCUCUGCAGAAUCCAUGCUGCCUUGUUCCCAACAGACCAUGUUUAUCCCUGUCUACAGUGACUUUGUUUUUUUUAGGCCCUAAGGCCAUUAGCAAGGAUGGAUGUCAAACUUCCUGGUCUGCAAUUACCAGGAUCCCUUCUAAAGUCCUUUUUGUGGCCGGGAGCUGCAAUGGCAGCUUGCCAGCCCUCUGGCAGCCCGGUGCUUGCCAUGCUGGGUUACCCUCCCUGUCCCGCACAGCCCGAGCCUGAGCGGGGAGGAUGAACGGUAGUCAGGGACAGAGUGGAACUUUGCUCAGGAGUGGAAACCACCAUCCAGAGGAAUGUCAGUAACUAAUUUUUUUUCCCUUCAAAACACAUUUGCUCAGCUUCUGAAGUGAGUACUUAGGUGGCAGUGAUACUUUCCUGCUCUUCCCUCCAUAGGGACAAGGCAUUUUACACGGUUUCUCGUACAGUGGUCUGCAAAAUACAGAGAAGAUGUAUAGAGAUUAGGUGUUAAUAAAAUUUCUGUCAUAGGUCUCAUACCUGCUAUCGAUAUAUAAUUGGUAAUUGGUGAGCUUUUCCCUGUGAUGUGAUGGGAAUAUCUGCAUUGGCAGUUUAUUGGAGUAAAGGGGGAGAGAGAGACUGUAAUGCUACACUGCAAUCUCACAGAUUAGGAUUUUACAGAAGAAAUGAGCAUGAAACUGAAGAACAUAGCUAAAUAUAGGGCUAUUAAAUUUGGGCUAGAGAAACACCACAAUGAAAAGUUUUUGGCCCGGCUAUUAAACACAGAUAUUUCUUACAUGUCAUCUGAUAAGGGACAAAAACUGCUAAGGAGAUUCUGAGAGGAGCCAGCUGUGGAAAGACGCUGGAAGGCAGUGAAGCCUUUUCUUGUGCCUGAAUGAGUUUUGCAGGUAAUGCUCUUUACUGAUCAUCAUCAGGAUGGGGGGAAAGGAAAAUACAAAAGCAAAAAAGAAAUUGUGAACAGUAAAUAAAAUCACAGGAGGCAGCAGUAAAAGAUGUCAGUUUUUUGUUGGGCUCGAAGCAGCUGAGGAGCUUUGUUCUGGGAAGAGAAAGUGCCGCAGCAGGACGGGAACACUUGGCUUGGGCGGGUUGUCAUAUCUGUCAUCAUUAGAAGCAUGGACAGAUGAUGAUGAUCUCUCCAUUCUGUUUCUGGUUUUUCUCAGUCUCCAGAGAUGCUCAUCCAGCUGUUUUCACCAUAAAAUUUAUUCAGCUAAUUUGUCCACUUUCCUCUCUUGUUUUC